CCAAGUCCGCCGCUUUCCGCUCUGUGUCCGCCCCUGCCGCGGUCCGGGAGGACUCCGCGCCGGGCCGCCUCCGACGCGGGCCCCAUGCGAGGGCCCCCCCCACCCCACCUUUCCGGCUAGGUGAGGGCGCGAGCGAGCAGGCGAGCGAGAGUGGUGAGGGGGGACGAAAGCAGAAUUACCUGUAGCUCUUGUUCUGCCAUCUCGGGCGCUCGCACACACCUUCACCUGCACAGACUUGAAAGUCCAGUUUCACCAGAGGCUGAGGCUCCAGGAAAAGGGGAACGAGUUCAUUGGAUCAAACAUGUCACAAGAGUCGGACAAUAAUAAAAGACUAGUGGCCUUAGUGCCCAUGCCUGGUGACCCUCCCUUCAAUAACCGAAGAGCCUAUACAAGUGAGGAUGAAGCCUGGAAGUCAUACCUGGAGAAUCCGCUGACUGCGGCCACCAAAGCCAUGAUGAGCAUCAACGGGGAUGAGGACAGUGCUGCUGCCCUAGGCCUUCUCUAUGACUACUACAAGGUUCCUCGAGACAAGAGACUUCUGUCUGUGAGCAAAGCAAGUGACAACCAAGAAGACCCGGAUAAAAGAAACUGUCUCGGCACCAGUGAAGUCCAGAGCCACUUGAGCGGAGGAGAGAACCGAGUGCAGGUCCUGAAGACCGUCCCAGUGAACCUCUGCCUGAGCCAAGAGCACGUGGAGAGUUCCAAGCGCGAGCAGUACAGCGUGUCCAUCACGGAGAGUCCGGCCGUCAUCCCCGUGUCAGGCAUCACUGUGGUGAAAGCUGAGGAUUUCACCCCGGUGUUCAUGGCUCCCCCUGUGCACUACCCCCGCGCAGAUGGCGAGGAGCAGCGGGUUGUCAUAUUUGAACAGACUCAGUAUGACCUGCCCUCGAUAGCCAGCCACAGCUCCUAUCUGAAGGACGACCAGCGCAGUACGCCUGACAGCACUUACAGUGAGAGCUUCAAGGAUGGGGCCUCAGAGAAGUUUCGGAGUACUUCUGCUGGUGCUGAAGACUACAUGUAUGACCAGGCGGGGAGUGGUACAUUUCAGUACACCCUGGAAGCCACCAAAUCUCUCCGUCAGAAGCAGGGGGAGGGCCCCAUGACCUACCUCAACAAAGGACAGUUCUAUGCCAUAACACUCAGUGAGACUGGAGACAACAAAUGCUUCCGACACCCUAUCAGCAAAGUCAGGAGUGUGGUGAUGGUGGUCUUCAGUGAAGACAAAAACCGAGAUGAACAGCUGAAAUACUGGAAGUACUGGCAUUCCCGACAGCACACUGCCAAGCAGAGGGUCCUCGACAUCGCUGACUACAAGGAGAGCUUCAACACCAUUGGAAACAUUGAAGAGAUCGCGUACAAUGCUGUUUCCUUCACCUGGGAUGUGAAUGAAGAGGCAAAGAUUUUCAUCACAGUGAAUUGCUUGAGUACAGAUUUCUCCUCCCAGAAGGGCGUGAAAGGACUUCCUUUGAUGAUUCAAAUUGACACAUACAGUUACAAUAACCGCAGCAAUAAACCCGUCCACAGAGCGUACUGCCAGAUCAAGGUCUUCUGCGACAAGGGAGCAGAAAGAAAAAUCCGAGAUGAAGAGAGAAAGCAGAAUAGGAAGAAAGGGAAGGGCCAGGCCUCCCAAACCCAGUGCAACAACUCCUCUGACGGGAAGCUGGCCGCCAUACCUUUACAGAAGAAAAGUGACAUCACGUACUUCAAAACCAUGCCUGACCUGCACUCGCAGCCCGUGCUCUUCAUACCAGAUGUCCACUUUGCCAACCUGCAGAGGACUGGACAGGUGUAUUACAACACGGAUGAUGAACGAGAAGGCAGCAGCGUCCUUGUUAAACGGAUGUUCAGGCCCAUGGAAGAGGAGUUUGGUCCGACACCGUCUAAGCAGAUUAAAGAAGAAAAUGUAAAGCGAGUGCUUUUGUACGUGCGGAAGGAGAGUGAUGACGUGUUCGACGCCCUGAUGCUGAGAUCGCCCACAGUGAAGGGCCUGAUGGAAGCGCUGUCUGAGAAGUAUGGGCUGCCAGUGGAGAAAAUCACAAAGCUUUAUAAGAAGAGCAAAAAGGGCAUCCUGGUGAACAUGGAUGACAACAUCAUUGAACACUAUUCAAAUGAGGACACCUUCAUCCUCAACAUGGAGAGCAUGGUGGAAGGCUUCAAGAUCACGCUUAUGGAGAUCUGAACGCUGGGCCCAAGUCCCCUUGACAGGAGCUUCCGGUGCGCUCCUUCCUGGGAAAGGUGGGCUUGCUGCCCUACAACCUGGAGACCCAUCUCACCCAUCUCAAGUGACUGUUACAAGACUGCUUGGAAGGGGGCAGGGCCCAAGGCCCACCAACAGACCAACAGUCAACUCUUCUGCUUGCUUGGAGCUGAAGCCUGUAUCCCUCGGCUAAGUUCUUUAAGCCUGCCAGGCCCUUAUUUAUUGUCCAUUUUUUCCCCAAGAGCCUGGAGUCCAGGCCCUCCAGGACUCUACAAGUUACUGAUAGCUCCACCUGAGACCUCCAGAGUUCCCCCUUCAAGGGAAACACAGCUAGUCCAUUCAUCUCGAAGAGCCUGGGGAACUGCGAUGCCUUUUUUCUUACCUCUCCACAUUUCUUGAGUGGAUGGACAAGAUGAGCUACUUCUUGGCACAGUCGUCAUGGGUGGGGUAAAGAGGACACCCAUUUUCUGGCCUGGAACCUUCAGAUUGCUCUGAGGAAGGUCAUUUUGCUUAAAUACCUCCAGGGGAUCUCAGCAAAUAGCCACUGGGCCUUGUUCAGGAAGACAUUCCGCUACCAUGUCAGUGAUAAGGAGCACAAAGUAUGCUUGACAGCCAUGUACAUAAUUUGUACAUAAUAUUGCAGUAAUAUAUUUUACCUGUGGUGUGUGGGCAUGUUUACUGCCAUUGCCCUGGAGGGGACAUACCUGGAGACUCAGAGCAUUCUGCUCUAUCUGAGAGGAGGCUAGGAAAGAGGACUUUAAGGUGUCAUGUGACUGGUGAAUGCCACGAUGGACUCUCCACUGAGCCAUGCUGAGGACUUGUUUUCCCAAAUGGAGCCCUCUCCCCUCAGACAUGACUCUCCCUUGAGGCCAUCACAUUUUGUUUCAUGGUGAUCUGUUGUCUAAGGGUGUCCUUUGAGCUGUUCAGGAAAGACCGUGCUGUCAGUGCCUUCUUUAGCACUGGAGUGAGACACCUUGAAGCUAAUGCAAAGUUUCCGCAAGGGUUUGCACUGGGGCCCUAUCCCUGGGGCCUGCUGCAGAACUGCUUGGCAUACCUGGGGAUGCUGGACACUGCGGUGGCUCAUAGUUUACAACCAUGUCCUUCAUCUCAAGUGGCCCUUUUGCAAACCCAGCUGCAGCUUUGCGAAGUGAGCCAGCAGCUCGACUGGGCUGUGACAGCAAACAUUGCUUCCUCUGGCUUCUGAAGAUGGGAAGAGUGAGGCUGUCCACCCUGGCUGUGGAAAGCGUGCGAUUUCUGGCAGUUCUGAGACUGGCUUUGAGAGGCACACUGGAGAGCUAAGGCUGUUUCCUCCUCUCCUGGCCCUUGGGAGGGCAAGAGAAAACGGCUUUCCUGAACAGCAUGCCCAUGGUGAGCCUCAGUUCUCUUUGAGAGGACAGGUUGGUAGCUUGGGGAUUUUCUUGUUACACUGUGGGCUGAGCACUAGUUCAGAUAGUCAGGCACAUCCCACCCCAAAGCCUGGAUAAUGGGGCAGCUUCUGUGGAAAGGUCCAAAUUUGUCUAUGAAGCACUUUGAUGUCUUACCUGGAGGCUCUGUUCUCCAGCUCCUGCCUUCUUGCCCCACCUUCCCCUGAGGGCCCGAGCAGCCGAGGCUGACUCUAGCCUAGCUACCCAAAGCUGCAGAGGAAUGGGCUGGAGAGUAGGUGCUAUGACCAAGAGGAUCCAAAGAAUAGCAGGGGCACCUUUCUGAGACCCACUGGGCUCCGAAUUCCUCUGUGUUGCCAAAGGUUUGUAUCCUGGGCUCGGCUCUGCUUAGUCCUCUGCUCCACCCCACAUCACUUGCUGAACCAGCAGCUUGGGGACCCUCUAGGGUACUAGCAGGGCUCUGACCUAAGGCAGACAAACUCAGUGUUGGAAAUACAUGCUCUAUGCGCUUCCCAUGCUACAGCAGUUGGGGUUAGCUCCAACCAUGAAUGGCAGACCUUAGGGUGGCUCAGGAUUCCAAGGAGACAGAUCUGUAGCGACCUGACUGGCUCCCAGCUCUUCUCUUCGGUUUCUGGGAAACUGCCUGUCUCCCCCGAGGCAGAGGACCAGCCAGAGAUGGCUUUGCCUUUGUCCUGAGUCACUACAGUCCUUGUGGUAGCCAGAACAAGGGACAUGAAGCCAGGACCACAAAGAGGGGUACAGCGGCAGGUCCAGGAGUGUCUGUUGGUGGACUUCUCUGCAUCUGUCCAUCGCUGCAUUAGCAGAGCUUUGCUGAGCAUCAUUUCCUGAACAAAAACACUCCAGCAAGAUAGAAAAGCUUGUCUUUCCUUUGUCCCCGAAUUAACCACACCCAAACUCUUUUUUUUGUAAUCCAUAAAAGGUUGGGGAACACAUGAAGCAGGUGUUUUCAUUCUACGUCCCCACUGAAACUUCCUCAGUGUUUAGAAAUUGGAACCAACAACAACAAAAAUACACAAUGGGCUGCCAUCUUGAAAUCAGUCCUAAAAGACUAAGGCAUGUCCCAAAGCAGAAACCUGGGAAGCAUGAAAUGAGUUAAAACAUUUAUUUUUCAUGCAACAGGAAAAGAGGGUUUGUGCCAAAUUCUAAGAAUGGCCCUUUCUGAAAGACAAACAAGGGGAGACUGAUUUGUGUACAAUCUACUCCCACAUAAAAAAAAGAGUAAAUGUAACUUAAUAGUUUUGUAAAUGGGAGAGGGGAA
Messenger RNA from Psammomys obesus (fat sand rat), 4858 nucleotides. RefSeq names its product grainyhead like transcription factor 2 (gene Grhl2). The transcript is spliced from 16 exons. The record is from RefSeq and is a predicted model, not a curated record. Gene Ontology annotation, biological process: neural tube development; brain development; regulation of transcription by RNA polymerase II. Bases 302 to 2179 code for a protein of 625 amino acids. Gene Ontology annotation, molecular function: DNA-binding transcription activator activity, RNA polymerase II-specific; RNA polymerase II cis-regulatory region sequence-specific DNA binding. NCBI's taxonomy places the organism in Eukaryota, Metazoa, Chordata, Mammalia, Rodentia, Muridae. Gene Ontology annotation, cellular component: nucleus.